CGAUGCCUGGGAGAUGGGUACAUGAUACCGAAUGACGCAGAGGUGUUUGGGUUUCCAACGAAAUCUGUUUUCAAUAAGGAAAUGUGCCGCAUAGUGAUCAAAUGUGAGAAGGUCUCAAACUCUGUGAUAGAAAUUUGGUGCAAGAACCUUUAUGAAAAAAUGUUGGAGGAUGGAGGGGAAAUGCCUGUCCAGUUUGGUACAUCAGCUGCUAUACCACGUCCAAAGAGACCAUCUCAUGAUUCCAUCACAAGGAGGUCACAAUACGUAUCAGAUCUUUUGGGUGUCGGUUUACUUGGACAAAUCACUUUACUCCCGUACAAUUCAGG
This is a messenger RNA of Cuscuta epithymum, 326 nucleotides long. The record is from the annotation of a GenBank genome assembly. NCBI's taxonomy places the organism in Eukaryota, Viridiplantae, Streptophyta, Magnoliopsida, Solanales, Convolvulaceae.